This is a messenger RNA of Oncorhynchus masou masou (cherry salmon), 5390 nucleotides long. Its product is annotated as NACHT, LRR and PYD domains-containing protein 12-like. The record is from RefSeq and is a predicted model, not a curated record. NCBI's taxonomy places the organism in Eukaryota, Metazoa, Chordata, Actinopteri, Salmoniformes, Salmonidae. Gene Ontology annotation, molecular function: protein binding. Gene Ontology annotation, biological process: intracellular signal transduction; innate immune response; inflammatory response. The transcript has 13 exons. The coding region runs from base 214 to 4050 and encodes 1278 amino acids.
CGUCCUUGACAGAAACCAAAACAACAGGAUGUACAAAGAGGCGUUUCCUUUUUUCACAAAUGUGUUGCUGACACAGUCACGUAGCUACUUCCUGUUGUCUCAGUAACAGCAUGGCAGAGAUGAAACCACAACUCUGAGAAAAACUAACCUUACUAAUAACUUCACCAGAAGGGGUAUUCAGCCAAUCAGUAGCCAUCACGUUUCUGGACCAAGAUGAGAAGACCCCCCCACUCUCUUGAUUCGCCUGAGACAGAGAAGGGACGUGAAGAAAGAGAUGCUAAAUUGGUGGAUGAUAACCGGGCGGACCUCAUUCAGAGGGUUACCAUGGUGAUGCCCAUAGCAGAUGCACUGUUCCAGUGGGGUAUGAUCCACCAAGAGGCGUACAAUAAGAUUAAAGCUGCCCGGACCAGUCAGGAUCAGAUGAGGGAGCUGUUCGAGUUCUUAAACGCAAAUAAAGUCAAAUCAGCCUUCUAUAGGCUCCUUCUGAAAGUAGAGGCUUAUUUGUUCCCGGUGCCAGUGGAUGACGACACACAAAGAAUUAAGGACAAACUUAAAGACAGUCUGAAGACGAGGUUUGGAUUUGUGUUUGAAGGCACCGCAGUGGAACAAACUCCCCUCAGCAACAUCUACACACAGCUCUACAUCACACAAGGACAGAGUGAAGGAGUUAAUAGAGAACAUGAGAUCCGGCAGAUUGAAUAUACACGCAGGGCCAAAACAUCUACAGACACUCCAAUCAACUGCAAUGACAUCUUCAAGCCCUUAUCUGGAGAAGACAGAGAAAAGGAGAGACCCAUCAGAGCUGUGCUGAUGAAGGGCAUCGCUGGCAUUGGAAAAACAGUCUCUGUGCAGAAGUUCAUCCUCGACUGGGCUGAAAGAAAAGCUAAUCAGGAUGUUGAUUUCAUCUUUGUGCUUCCACUCCGAGAGCUGAAUCUGAUUCAAGAUGACCAGUACAGUCUUCAUGGACUUUUGCGUUACUUCCACCCUGAACUUACAGCGAUAAAAGAGGCAAAGACAUAUGAUACCUGCAAAGUCAUGUUCAUCUUUGAUGGUCUGGAUGAAAGCAGACUGCCAUUAGGUUUUCAUCAGAACAAGAGGUUGACUGAUCUAACUGAGACAUCAUCAGUUGACAGGUUGAUGACAAACCUCAUCGAGGGGAAUCUACUCCCUGAAGCUCUCCUAUGGAUAACCUCCCGACCAGCAGCAGCCAAUCAGGUCCCCUGUAAGUACAUUGACAAGGUGACAGAAGUACGAGGGUUCAACGACAAACAGAAAGAAGAAUACUUUAAGAAGAAUGUUGAGGAUGAGAACCGGGCCAGGAGAAUCAUCUCACACAUUAAUACAUCAAGGAGCAUCCAUAUCAUGUGCCACAUACCAGUCUUCUGUUGGAUUACUGCUAGGGUUCUUGAGCAAAUGUUGAGUGAAGAUAAGAGUGGAGAGAUCACAACUCUGACUGAGAUGUACAAUCACUUCCUGCUCAUUCAGACAAACCUGAAAAGCAAGAAGUACGAUGGGGAAAAUGAGACUGAUCUGGACAUAAUCAUAGAAAGACACAAAGAAAUCAUUCUCAAACUGGCACAACUUGCAUUUGAACAGCUGGUGAAGGGCAAUCUCAUAUUCCCUAAGAAAGACCUGGAGGAGUGUGGCAUUGAUGUCAGUGAAGCCUCAGUGUACUCUGGGUUUUGCACAGAAAUCCUGAAAGAGGAGUAUGGGCUGUAUCGGAAGAAAGUGUACUGCUUUGUCCACCUGAGCUUCCAGGAGUUCCUUGCUGCUCUGUAUGUGUUCCACUGCUGUGCGAGCAAGAACAUCAAGGCCCUGGAGCCUUUCAUUGGGGAUGUGUCAUCAGAGCUGUCCUUGUCUGAGCUGCUGAAGAUGAUGGUGGAUAAAGCCUUGGAGAGUGAGAAUGGACACCUGGACCUGUUCCUCCGCUUCCUUGUUGGCAUCUCAACAGAAUCCAACCAGAGACUGUUACAUGACCUACUGCCACAAACAGAGAUCAGCUCAGAGACUGUCAAGGAAAUUAAGAAAUACCUCAGGGAGCCGAACGUAGAGCAAGUCUCACCUGAUAGGUACAUCAAUCUACUCAUCUGCUUGACUGAGAUGAACGAUGAUUCAGUACAUGAGGACAUUGACAAGUUCCUGAAGUCAGGAAAUGAAACAGGAAAGGAACUUGCAGGUGCACACUUCUCAUCACUGGCCAACGCACUGCUGAUGUCAAAGGGUGUGCUGGAUGAGAUUGACCUGAGGACAUACAACUUGUCCCCUGGGUGUACGAGACUGGUCCCAGCUGUAAGGAAAUGGAGAAAGGCCAUACUGAUUGGCUUUGAACUCUCUAUGGAGGACUACGAAUCACUGGCCUCCAUUCUCCAAUCAGCAGACUCACAUCUAAGAGAGCUGCACCUGGACGACAUCGGGGAGCGUGAUCCGGAUGGUGUCGAUGAUCCUGAUGGUGACGAUGAGGCCAGACUGACUGUUCUCGUUGCUGCGCUGACUGUUGUCCUCGCUGCACUGAAACAUCCACACUGUAAACUGGAGACACUGAGACUGGGUGGCUAUAAACUCUCCGAAGAGCACUGUGGAUUACUGCCCUCUGCUCUCCAAUCAGCAGACUCACAUCUGAGAGAACUGGACCUGAGAGACACCAAGCUGUCUGAUGGUGGUGGGAGGGAACUCUUCACUUCUCUGAAACAUCAGAACUGUAAACUGCACAAACUGCGACUGUCUAGCUUUAGACUCUCUGAAGAGGACUGGGGAUCACUGGUCUCCGUUCUCCAAUCAGCAGGCUCAGCUCUGAGAGAACUGGACCUGGACCUGAGGAACAGUGGACUGUCUGAUGGUGGUGGGAGGGAACUCUUCACUGCUCUGAACCAUCCACACUGUAAACUACAGACACUGAGGCUGAACGGAUGUUCCCUGACAAAGAAAGGUGUGAAGCAUUGGGUCAAUUCAGCUCUCAGCUCAAACUCCUCUCACCUGAGAGAGCUGGAUCUGAGUCACAAUGACCUGCAGGAUUCAGGAGUGAAGCUGCUCUCUGAUGGACUGGGGAAUCCACACUGUCAACUAGAGAAACUGAGGCUGUCAUUCUGCAGAGUCACAGAGGAAGGCUGUGUUUCUCUGGCUUCAGCUCUGAGGUCAAACCCCUCCCAUCUGAGAGAACUGGACCUGAGCUUCAAUCACCCAGGAGACUCUGGAUUGAAGCUGCUCUCUGCUAGACUGGAGGAUCCACACUCUAGACUGGAGAAACUCAAGCUGUCACUCUGUAGAGUCACAGAGGAAGGCUGUGCUUCUCUGGCUUCAACUCUGAGGUCAAACCCCUCCCAUCUGAGAGAACUGGACCUGAGCUUCGAUCACCCAGGAGACUCUGGAGUGAAGCUGCUCUCUGCUAGACUGGAGGAUCCACACUGUAGACUGGAGAAACUCAAUGUGGACCAUACAGAAGAGAUCUGGGUUAAACCACAGCUGAUGAUGAAAUAUGCCUGUGAUCUCACACUGGACCCAAACACAGCACACAGAAACCUCUCUCUGUCUGAGGGGAACAGAAGGGUGGAGAGGGUUAAAGAGGAGCAGCCGUAUCCUGAUCACCCAGAGAGAUUUGAUCACUAUACCCAGGUGUUGUGUGGAGAGGGUCUGACUGGGUGCUGUUACUGGGAGGUAGAGUGCAGUGGGCCGGCUGACAUUGGAGUGACAUAUAAAGGCAUCAGUAGAAAAGGAGAUGGUUUUGCCGGUGAAUUUGGAUACAAUAAGAAGUCCUGGCGUCUGCUCUGCCGUGGGAAUCAUUAUAAUGCCCUCCACAAUAGUCAAUAUACUACAAUACACGCUCCACACCUCAUCAACCCUCCUCAAGCCCAGAGAGACCAGUGCUCCUCCCCUCCACGCCUCGGAGUAGGAGUGUUUCUGGACUGGCCGGUCGGCACACUUUCCUUCUAUGAGAUCUACUCUGACACAAUGACCCACCUGUACACAUUCCAGACCACAUUCACCGAGCCCCUCUACCCAGGGUUUAGUGUUUCUAAUGAGGGCUCUUCAGUGUCCCUGAGACAGGGAGAGUAGUCUCCUAUGUCCUGGAGGAACACCUGGGUCUCCAUGGAAACACAGUCACACUCCUGUUCUAACCCAACCAUGUGUCAUGAUGGGGUGUUGUUGACUGUGAUCAUGACAUCAGAUAUGGACAUUGUAACAGAUAAAUGUUGUUGACAGUGAUCAUGACUUCAGAUAUGGACAUUGUAACAGAUAAAUGUUGUUGACAGGGAUCAUGACAUCAGAUAUGGACAUUGUAACAGAUAAAUGUUGUUGACAGGGAUCAUGACAUCAGAUAUGGACAUUGUAACAGAUAAAUGUUGUUGACAGGGAUCAUGACAUCAGAUAUGGACAUUGUAACAGAUAAAUGUUGUUGACAGGGAUCAUGACAUCAGAUAUGGACAUUGUAACAGAUAAAUGUUGUUGAUAGGGAUCAUGACAUCAGAUAUGGACAUUGUAACAGAUAAAUGUUGUUGACAGUGAUCAUGACAUCAGAUAUGGACAUUGUAACAGAUAAAUGUUGUUGACAGGGAUCAUGACAUCAGAUAUGGACAUUGUAACAGAUAAAUGUUGUUGUCAGUGAUCAUGACAUCAGAUAUGGACAUUGUAACAGAUAAAUGUUGUUGACAGUGAUCAUAACUUCUGAUAUGGACAUUGUAACACAUACGUUGUUGAAAGGUAUCUUGAUUUGAAUAAAAAAUGGAAACUGGUUGCUAUACCAUAAAAUGCCAAAGUAUUCAUGCCCGGGUCCUCCCGAGUGUCACAGCGGUCUAAGGCACUGCUUGAGGCAUCACUAUAACCCAGGGUUCGAUCCCAGGCUGUGUCACAGCCGUCCGUUACCGGGGGACCCACAAGGUGGCUCUUAAUUGUGAAAAACUGAGUUUAAAUGUAUUUGGCUAAGGUGUAUGUAAACUUCCUAAUUCAACUGUAUGUAAUAUUCAUUUAGAUACGGAAUAUCUGUAUUUAUAUUAUUGUCUAAUCUAUUAUAUAUUGUCAUUAUACAGUGUCGUUCAAAAGUUUGGCGUCACUUAGAAAUGUCCUUGUUUUUGACUGAAAAUCCCCAAAAAAUGUGUCCAUUAAAAUAACAUCAAAUUGAUCCGAAAUAUAGUGUAUACUAUACAGUGUUAAUGUUGUAAGUGACUAUUGUAGCUGGAAACUACUGAUUUUGUAAUCGAAUAUCUACAUAGGCGUACAGAGACCCAUUAUCAGCAACCAUCACUCCUGUGUUCCAAUGGCACGUUGUGUUAGCUAAUCCAAGUUUAUCAUUUUAAAAGGCUAAUUGAUCAUUAUAAAACCCUUUUGCAAUUAUGAUAACACAGCUGAAAACUGUUGUCAUGAUUAAAGAAGCAAUAAAACUGUCCUUAUUUAGACGA